This is a messenger RNA of Penaeus vannamei (Pacific white shrimp), 2348 nucleotides long. NCBI's taxonomy places the organism in Eukaryota, Metazoa, Arthropoda, Malacostraca, Decapoda, Penaeidae. The record is from RefSeq and is a predicted model, not a curated record.
AUGGGCAAGUGUUACUCGUGGUUGUCUUUGCGGGCCUUUGUGAUUGAAGGUGUUCCUGAAGGUGGGUGUGGAGAGGGUGUCAAGCCAUUUGAAGCGCUGGCCGCGUCGUUGGCGCACGUGGGGAGGUGUCUCGGCGGCGAGUCUGAAAACCUUUGGUCUUUUCCGCAGAACUUCUUCCGGCUGCACAAGUUGCGGCGGCUGGGCCUGAGCGAUAACGAGAUCUCGAGGCUGCCUCCGGACAUCCAGAACUUCGAGAACCUGGUCGAGCUCGACGUCUCCAGAAAUGACAUUCCCGACAUCCCCGGACAACGAAAGAAAGCUCAAGGCGUUCUGCAGGUGGCGGACUUGCUGCGAAAGCACCCAUCCCCCAGACUACCUGGCGGCUUCACCCAGCUGAAAAACCUAACGGUGCUGGGACUCAAUGACAUGUCCCUCACCAACCUGCCUUAUGACUUUGGAUGUUUGGUGAACUUAACAUCAUUAGAACUGAGAGAAAACUUGCUCAAGGGAUUGCCUGAAUCGGUCUCCCACCUUACGAAGCUCGAGAGACUGGAUAUUGGAGACAAUGAUAUCGAAGAGCUGCCACCGCACAUAGGCGACCUGCCAGCCCUGCAGGAACUCUGGCUGGACCACAACCAGAUAUCCCAUCUACCCCCAGAGACGGGCUGCCUCAAGAACCUCCUGUGUCUGGAUGUGAGCGAGAACCGGCUGGAGGACGUACCUGAGGGCCUAGCUGGCCUUACCAACCUCACAGACCUUCACCUCUCACAGAACCUCAUUGAAAGCCUCCCUGAUGGCAUUGGGGCCCUCACCAAGCUGGCCAUAUUCAAGGUGGACCAGAACAGGCUCAUGACCCUUAACCCCAACAUUGGGAAAUGCGAAAACCUGCAGGAGCUCAUCCUGACAGAAAAUCUGCUUACAGAACUCCCAGAUACUAUAGGCAAUCUCACAAAACUCACAAAUCUUAAUGUUGACCGUAACAGAUUAAGUGAUCUUCCGCCACAAAUUGGGAAACUGGUCAACUUAGGGGUUUUGUCUCUCCGGGACAAUCGCCUGCAGUAUCUUCCACCAGAGACAGGCAACUGCCGUGAGCUUCAUGUCCUUGAUGUCUCUGGUAAUCGGUUGCAGUACUUGCCCCUGACUAUCACAGCUCUUAACCUGAAAGCAGUAUGGUUGAGUGAGAAUCAAGCCCAACCCAUGCUUAACUUUCAGACUGAGGUGGAUGAAGUGUCUGGCCAGGAAGUGUUGACAUGCUUCCUUCUCCCGCAGCAGGAGUAUCAACAUGAGAGUCUUGAGUACUGUGGUAUGGCUGGUAGCGAGGGCAGGCUGUACCGCACUGGCGACCUGAGCACCGAUAAUCUGACCGCCAUCGGCCCCGCAGUAAAUGAAUGGGCUCCUGAGGACGACGACAGCUACGGGCUCAACGAUCAGCUGGAAGUGUCAAGAGUCUCCGUGGUCAAGUUCAGGGAAGAACCCGAAACUGAGGAUGGCAAAGAGAGCAACUUUGUGAGGCACAACACACCACACCCACGAGAUCUCAAGGCCCGAGCGGAAAAACUCUUUGGGAAGGGAGGCAAGACAAGUGACGGACCACUGGUUACUGCUGGAGAGCUCAUGGACAAAGGUGAGCCUUUCCGUCCACAGAGAGCAAGCCCUCCACCACCUGUUACGGGACAAACCAAGCAAGAGGUGGUCGAGUUUGCAGAUGUUGAAAUAAGGUCAAAAGUACACCAGGAGGUGCGAAUAGAGGCAGAACCUUCUUCAACACAAGAUACAGAGCCAGGAGAGUCCAGUGUGGAUGACAACAGUCAGCUUGGUAGUGAGAAGCAUGUGGGCUUUGAACUGGAUGGGGGUAGCGUUGAGCCUAGUGAAGAAGACCAGGAGAACCACGAACGACCAAGUCGACUUCAAAGACGAGACACGCCGCAUCACUUGAAAAACAAACGGAUCAGCCCCUCUACAAAGAAUGCUGAUCUGGAGAAAGUUGCUUCCAUUAUUGCUCAGCCCCUGCGAAGUGAAUUGCGCAGACAGCAGGCUAUGCAGCGAGGAGAAGGCAGUGAAGGAGACAGUGUCCACGACCAUCCUGGAUCAGGUUCCGAUGCUGAUAGUCGCUCCAUAGUUUCAGAAACGGGUCCCACAGUUGUUGUUGAGGUUAAAAAGUUUGAGGUUAAUGUGGAGCGGACCACAGGAGGCCUUGGACUGUCAAUUGCAGGGGGCCACGGGUCAACACCGUACAAAGGAGAUGAUGAAGGCAUCUUCAUAUCCCGUGUUACUGAUGGGGGUCCAGCCCAUAUGGCGGGAUUGAGAGUAAGUGAAUGGAUGUAGACUGUGGAUACUGUUGAUUCUGA